Messenger RNA from Insectozyma verbasci, 4521 nucleotides. Lineage: Eukaryota; Fungi; Ascomycota; Pichiomycetes; Serinales; Debaryomycetaceae. The record is from the annotation of a GenBank genome assembly.
AUGUCUUCAAAAGAUGAUUCAUUCAAUCUGAAUGGUCAAAUUUCAAUAGAUGGUCAAAAUUCAAUAGAAGAAAAAGAUAUUCAUGGAUAUACUGGGUUUGAAGGAAACACCGAACAUAUACGGAAUUUAGCAAGAACUUUUACUAAUGAAUCUAUGGAUAAUUCGUCCAUGGCAUUGAAGAAAUAUUUAACAAAUAUGUCAGAAGUACCUGGUGUUAGUCCAUAUUUAAAUGUUGGUAAUGAAAAAUUAAAUCCAGAUUCAGAAAACUUUGAUGCUAAGUUUUGGGUUAAAAAUAUUAAGAAAUUAUACGAAUCCGAUCCAGAUUAUUAUAAACCUUCAAAAUUGGGAGUAGCUUAUCGUAAUUUAAGAGCAAGUGGAGUCGCUAAUGAUUUUGAUUAUCAACCAACUGUUACUAAUGCACUUUGGAAAUUUGCAAUUGAAGGUUUUAGACAUUUAAGAAAAAAAGAUGAAACAAGAUACUUCGAUAUUUUAAAACCAAUGGAUGCUGUAAUGAAGCCUGGUGAAUUAACUGUUGUAUUAGGUAGGCCUGGUGCUGGUUGUACAACGUUACUAAAAUCGAUUGCUGCAAAUACUUAUGGUUUUGAUAUUUUCAAAGAAUCAAUUAUAUCAUAUGAUGGUUUAACACAACAAGAUAUCGAGAACCAUUAUCGUGGAAACGUGAUCUAUUCCGCUGAAACUGAAGUGCAUUUUCCUCAUUUAUUAGUUGGUGAUACCUUAGAAUUUGCUGCAAAAUUUAGAACUCCACAAAAUAGAGGUGAAGGUAUUGAUAGAGAAACUUUUGCAAAACAUAUGGCUAGUGUUUAUAUGGCCACCUAUGGUUUAUCACAUACUAGAUAUACUAAAGUUGGUAGUGAUUUUGUUAGAGGUGUUUCAGGUGGUGAAAGGAAAAGAGUUUCAAUUGCUGAAGUUUCAUUAAGUGGUGCUAAUAUUCAAUGUUGGGAUAAUGCGACAAGAGGUUUAGAUGCAGCUACAGCAUUAGAGUUUAUAAGAGCAUUAAAAACAUCAGCAACAAUCUUAGAAACAACUCCAUUGAUUGCAAUUUAUCAAUGUUCUCAAGAUGCUUAUGAUUUAUUUGAUAAAGUUGUUGUUUUAUAUGAAGGUUAUCAAAUUUUCUUUGGUAAAGCUGAUAAAGCUAAAGAGUUUUUCAUUAAUAUGGGUUAUGAAUGUCCUCAAAGACAAACUACUGCAGAUUACUUAACUUCAUUAACAAAUCCAGCUGAAAGAAUUGUUUUUCCAGGUUUUGAAAAUAAAGUUCCAAGAACUCCAGAAGAGUUUGAAGCUUACUGGAAGAAAUCACCAGAAUAUGCUACAUUGAUUAAAGAAAUUGAUCAACACUUGAUUGAUUGUGAAAAGUUAAAUACAAAAGAAAUUUACCAAGAAGCUCAUGUUGCACGUCAAAGUAAUAAAGUUAGACCUAAUUCACCAUAUACCAUUAACUUUUGGAUGCAAACAAAGUAUAUAAUGCAUAGAAAUUGGUUAAGAUUCAAGGGUGAUCCUUCAAUAACAGCAUUUUCAAUUUUCGGUCAAGUUGUCAUGGGGUUAAUUUUAUCAUCAGUUUUUUACAAUUUAGAUCAAACUACAGGUUCGUUUUAUUAUAGAGGAGCUGCAAUCUUUUUCGCAGUUUUAUUCAAUGCAUUUUCAUCAUUACUUGAAAUUUUAUCAUUAUAUGAAGCUAGAUCAAUUGUUGAGAAGCAUAAAAAGUUUGCGUUAUAUCGCCCUUCAGCUGAUGCAUUGGCAAGUGUAUUUUUUGAAUUGCCUUGGAAAUUAUUAAUGUCAAUGGCUUUCAAUUUUGUCCUUUACUUUAUGGUUAAUUUAAGGAGAAGUCCAGGAAGAUUCUUUUUUUACUGGAUGAUGUGCUUUUUAUGUACUUUGGUUAUGUCACAUCUAUUUAGAACAAUUGGAGCUGUUACAACAUCAAUUGCGGGCGCUAUGACCCCGGCUACUGUUUUAUUAAUGGCAAUGGUAAUCUAUACUGGGUUCGUCAUUCCUAAGCCAUAUAUGCAUGGUUGGGCGAAGUGGAUUAAUUAUAUUAACCCCGUUGGAUAUGUUUUUGAGUCAUUGAUGGAUAACGAGUUUCAUAAUCGUGAAUUUCAGUGUGCAAGCUUUGUCCCUUCCGGUCCAGGGUUUGAAAAUAUUUCUAUGGACAAUAGGGUGUGUCUGGCUGUCGGCUCAGUGCCGGGAUCUGACGUAGUUAAUGGGUCUGAUUAUUUAAGACUUGCUUAUCAAUAUUCAAAUGCUCAUAAAUGGAGAAAUUUAGGUAUAACUUUUGGUUUUAUCUUUUUCUUUUUAGGAACUUAUUUAUUAUUAACUGAUUUGAAUAAAGGUGCUAUGCAAAAGGGUGAAAUUGCUUUAUUUUUAAGAGGUUCUUUGAAGAAGAUUAGAAAAAGAAAUGACCAUGAGACAUUAAAUAAUGAAAAAUUGAAAUAUGAAGAACAAGCAGAAGCUGAUUAUAAUAACAAUUCAAAUUCAGAUGUUGAAUUACCAAGUAAUCAAGAAAUCUUCAUGUGGAAAGAUUUGACUUAUGAAGUGAAAAUUAAAAAAGAAAACAGAGUUAUUUUGGAUCAUGUUGAUGGUUGGGUUAAACCAGGUCAAGUUACAGCAUUAAUGGGAGCAUCAGGUGCUGGUAAAACUACAUUAUUAAACUGUUUAUCAGAAAGAGUUACAGCUGGUGUUGUUACUGAUGGUGUAAAAAUGGUAAAUGGACAUUCAUUAGAUUCAUCAUUUCAAAGAUCAAUUGGUUAUGUUCAACAACAAGAUUUACAUUUACCUGCAUCAACGGUUAGAGAAGCAUUAAGAUUUUCUGCAUACCUUAGACAAUCUAGAAAAAUUUCUAAAAAGGAAAAAGAUGAAUAUGUUGAUUAUAUUAUUGAUUUAUUGGAAAUGAGAAAUUAUGCAGAUGCUUUAGUUGGUGUUGCUGGUGAAGGUUUAAAUGUUGAACAAAGAAAAAGAUUAACUAUUGGUGUUGAAUUAGUUGCAAAACCAAAAUUAUUACUAUUCCUUGAUGAACCAACUUCAGGUUUAGAUUCUCAAACUGCAUGGUCCAUUUGUAAACUUCUUAGAAAAUUAGCAAAUCAUGGUCAAUCAAUUUUAUGUACUAUCCAUCAACCAUCAGCUAUAUUGUUGAAAGAAUUUGAUAGAUUAUUAUUUUUACAAAAAGGUGGUCAAACUGUUUACUUCGGUGAUUUGGGUGAAAAUUGUUCAACUUUAAUCGACUAUUUUGAAUCACAUGGUGCUGAUCCAUGUCCGAAAGAAGCAAAUCCAGCUGAAUGGAUGUUGGAAGUUGUUGGUGCAGCUCCAGGUUCCCAUGCAAAGCAAGAUUAUUUCCAAGUUUGGAGAAAUUCAGAACAAUUUGAACAAAUAAAGAGUGAAAUUCAAAAUAUGGAAACUGAAUUGAGUAAAUUACCAAGAGAUGAAGAUCCUGAUACACAAUUAAAAUAUGCUGCUCCAAUUUGGAAACAAUAUUUAUUAGUAAGUUGGAGAACAAUUGUUCAAAAUUGGAGAUCACCUGGUUAUAUUUAUUCAAAAUUAUUCUUGGUUGUUUCAUCAUCUUUAUUUAAUGGGUUUUCAUUCUUCAAGGCUAAUAAAUCAAUGCAAGGUUUACAAAAUCAAAUGUAUUCGAUUUUCAUGUCAUUUAUACCUUUCCAAACUAUAAUUGAUCAAAUGUUACCAUAUUUUGUUAAGCAAAGAGAUGUUUAUGAAGUUAGAGAAGCUCCAUCAAGAACAUUUAGUUGGUUUGCAUUUAUUACUGGUCAAAUUACUUCUGAAAUUCCUUAUCAAAUUGCUGUGGGUACAAUUUCAUUCUUUUGUUGGUAUUAUCCUGUUGGUUUGUAUGCAAAUGCUGAACCCACACAUCAAGUUGCUCAAAGAGGUGUUUUAAGUUGGUUAUUAUUAACUGCAUUUUAUGUUUAUUCUGCAACAAUGGGUCAAUUAUGUAUGUCAUUUAAUGAAUUGGUUGAUGUUGCUGCAAAUUUAGCUUCCUUAUUAUUUACAUUAUGUUUAUUGUUUUGUGGUGUUUUAGGUAUGUUUAUUAAGUUUAAUUACUGAAUUUUACUAACAAUUAAUUUAGCUGGCCCAGAUAAACUACCAGGCUUUUGGAUCUUCAUGUACCGUGUCAACCCAUUCACUUACUUAAUGUCAGCUGUUUUAUCAGCCGGUUUAGCUAACACUGACGCAACAUGUUCGCAGGUAGAACUACUCACAAUUGAUCCUCCAAAUGGCUAUACUUGUCAACAAUAUCUAGGAGAUUAUAUUAAAGCAGCUGGUGGUUAUUUACAAGAAGGGUCUAACGGAGUAUGUCAUUAUUGUCAAAUGGGUUCAACAAAUACGUUCCUUCUGACGGUAAAUUCUUAUUAUUCAAAUAGAUGGAGAGAUUUUGGAAUAUUCAUGGCCUUUAUAGUUUUCAACAUUAUUGCUACUAUUAUAUUUUAUUGGUUAGCAAGAGUUCCAAGAGGUAAUAGAGAAAAAAAGAAUAAAAAAAAAUUAGUUCAUAAAUUCCAUUAA